GCCUUAAAGCUGUAUACAAUCACAGAAUCUCACUGACAAAAGAACAAGAUUUCAAAUUGUUCGUACUAGAACAAGAUUUGAUUGUGAGAUCGGAAAUCGAGCGGACACAAUGGAACACGACCCCUUUCUCCGGCAAUUCGAGCCGUCGGAUCUCAAGAUCGCUUCGGAGUUUUUGACGACAUGGCUUUCUUUCUUGUCUAGAGAUCUCUGCAAAGACUGCGUCAACGCUCUCUCCGAACGAAUCAGCUCGCUUGACCCAGAGCAUUGUAGUAACAUUGAUGGAGAUGGUAAAGCUGGUUUGGGAUUAGAAGGAACAAGUAACAAUGUGGAUGAUGACCAUGAAGGCAAGUCUACUAGAGAUUUGAAAAUUAUCGGAGACUGUGAUAAUCAUUCAUUAGGUAGUUGGAAAGAGAGUGGAAUUGCAUUUGGAUCCUUAUCUGAAGUUCUUGGUAGUGCAACGCCAUCUCGACCAGCUGCUGCUGAAACGGCAAGCCCUAGGAUGUCUUGGGCAGAUAUGAGUCAGGAAGAAGAUGAGUUUGAGGAGGAGGAGGAAGAAGAGAGGGAAUCGAGUAGGACAGGUUUUGAUGAGAGUCCGGUGAAGAAAACUCCAGAGAAGCCUAAGCUAUCAAGAGACCAAAGAGAGUCUCUCAGGCUGAGGAAUGUGAAGAGAAAGAAAGACUUCAUUUGUUUGGAGAGAGUUAAAGGAAAGAUCGUUAACGUAGUUGAAGGGCUUGAGUUGCACACCGGUGUUUUCAGCGCAGUUGAGCAGAAAAGGAUUGUUGAUCAAGUGUAUCAACUUCAAGAGAAGGGAAGAAAAGGAGAACUUAAAGCGCGUACUUAUACUGCUCCACAAAAGUGGAUGAGAGGCAAAGGACGUGUGACUAUUCAAUUCGGCUGUUGUUACAAUUACGCUAUAGAUAGAGCUGGAAACCCACCAGGUAUCCUUCAACGCGAAGAAGUGGAUCCAUUGCCUUCUCUUUUCAAAGUGAUCAUUAGAAGGUUGAUUAACUGGCAUGUGCUGCCUCCAACUUGUGUGCCUGAUAGCUGCAUUGUCAACAUCUACGAUGAAGGUGACUGUAUACCUCCUCACAUCGACAACCACGACUUCCUCCGUCCAUUCUGUACCGUCUCGUUUCUCAGUGAAUGCGAUAUCCUCUUUGGUUCAAACCUGAAAAGUGAAGGUCCUGGUGAAUUCUCAGGUUCAUACUCAAUACCGCUUCCUGUGGGAUCAGUUCUGGUGUUAAAUGGAAAUGGAGCUGAUGUAGCUAAGCAUUGUGUACCUUCAGUUCCCACAAAAGGAUAUCAAUCACGUUUAGGAAAAUGGAUGAGUCAAAACGCCCGGUUUGGUUCACUCCAGAACCUGAUUUGCAAGGGAUCGAGCCACUUCCAUUGGAGCUGAAUCGCUCUGAUUCUGCUGCAAGGUCCUCGGGAUCAAAUAACAUAAGAGGGCAUGGACGCAGAGGAGGAGCAGGCAACAAUUAUGCCACGAGAGGCUACUAUAAUCCUGUGAGAAGCAAUCCACAGUAUGACUCUGGAGAGUGGUCCUCUAGCCAGAGAAGAGGCAAGCCACGUCCUAGUAGAACCUAAGGUUAAUUAAAAUAGUACAACUUGAUCUUAAGCUGAAAUUUAUGGCUUGUUCUUUAAUUAUAACCAAUUUUCCACAUUCAAAAACUAUAUAUGAACGUCCUGUUUUUUUUCUCCAUUCAAACAAUUUAUUUUCAUU
This is a messenger RNA of Eutrema salsugineum, 1723 nucleotides long. RefSeq lists its product as uncharacterized. The record is from RefSeq and is a predicted model, not a curated record. Bases 110 to 1399 code for a protein of 429 amino acids. Gene Ontology annotation, molecular function: demethylase activity; mRNA binding. Gene Ontology annotation, biological process: mRNA catabolic process. The transcript is spliced from 6 exons. Lineage: Eukaryota; Viridiplantae; Streptophyta; Magnoliopsida; Brassicales; Brassicaceae.